Molecule: messenger RNA, 571 nt
Organism: Oppiella nova
Lineage: Eukaryota; Metazoa; Arthropoda; Arachnida; Sarcoptiformes; Oppiidae
Source: the annotation of a GenBank genome assembly
UUUCAUCUGAAAAUAUUGCAAGAUUUUUAUUUGUAAAAUUUAAUAACUUUGACUAAAAUGUGAAUAAAAUGUUUUAUAUUUACAAUUGAAUAUUUGAUAAUGUACUUUUGUCCAUUACUAUUCUUCUAUAUUAAGGGUUUGUCUAUCAAUUUUAUGCAGUGAUUCUGGGUCUCAUACCGUAUGCAUACCGUAUGCGGUACCUCCUGUUGGGGAACUCCGAUUCACUAAACCCGUGCCUAUUACUAAGCCAUCGCCUGGUAUACUCGACGGCACAAAAAUAGGCAAAAAAUGUCUACAAUUAACACCACAUCCCAAUCAGAUGAGCGAAGACUGUUUGGUACUAAACGUGUGGACAUCGGGUUUGGGAGACUUGAAACCCGUUAUGUUUUGGAUACAUGGAGGGGGUCUGGCCGGUGGAUCCAGUUUUGAGGAGGAAUAUAAUGGCACUGUUUUGGCCACACAUGAUGUGGUCAUUGUGUCCACAAAUUACAGGUUAGGGUCGUUAGGAUUCUUGUAUGGGGGCCGGGAGGCAAUGUACGCCCAUAAUAACUGUUCCCUCUCAAUUAUGUAA